Molecule: messenger RNA, 1200 nt
Organism: Colletotrichum acutatum
Lineage: Eukaryota; Fungi; Ascomycota; Sordariomycetes; Glomerellales; Glomerellaceae
Exons: 2
Coding region: 233-1135 (300 amino acids)
Biological process (GO): maturation of 5.8S rRNA from tricistronic rRNA transcript (SSU-rRNA, 5.8S rRNA, LSU-rRNA); nuclear-transcribed mRNA catabolic process, RNase MRP-dependent
Cellular component (GO): ribonuclease MRP complex
Molecular function (GO): rRNA primary transcript binding
Source: RefSeq, a predicted model, not a curated record
CUAUCAUAUUUCGCACACCACUUGCACUCUCAACCUACCAACCACGACCAAGGGUACCUGUAGUGUCAAACUUUGAGACUCAGGCGCAUCACAUCUGACAGCAGCCAUCCGCGCCUCACACCCUGGCUAUUCUUCUCACUCUGGCUGCUUCAUUUUGCUCAGAGAACUAUAUAUCGCUGGAGCGCAAAAAAGGAAAAGGGGGAAAACAACGAGGAAAAGCGCAUCACAUGAUAUGAAGGCAACCACAACCACAACCGCCGCAACAGCAGCGAAAACAACACCCAACGAAGAAACAACCCCAAUCGCAACCCUCGUCUCCGUCCUCGCCAUCCUCGACAGCUUCAACCACCGCAACAAGAAUCAGCACCGUGUAGCCCGCUGGUGGUCCGCCUUUGACCUACUCCGCCGCGUCGUCCGGCGCCUGCACGACGUCCUCGAGGCCCAGGCCCGUCACCGCCGCGCCCUCAGCUUCAAGUCAAAGUCUCCUUCCUCGUCCUCCUCGAAAAAGUCUGCCGUAGCCGCUGGGAGUAAAUCCGUCAGCAGCGCAGAACGUCGUCAGAAUGCGCUGGACGAAGAUUUUGCUGCUAGGGUGCGGAUGCUGCUAGAUUCCACCAUCCCCUCGUCCUUUUCAGCCUUUACACAACUAGCAGCAGACAACCAACACGCAGCCCUAGGUCUGGUUCUAAUAGGUCUUCUAGCACGCAUCAACUCCGUCGUCACACUCCUGGCACCUACUCCCGCUCCUCGGGAAAAGGCCACACCAGCAGGCGAUGUCACAACUACCUCUUCAUCAUCUUCAACAAACAAGGGUGCUACUGCUGUCGCUGUGGCAGAUGAGAGACAUCACCAGCAGCAGCAGCAAUCCGAUUCAAAAGGUCUCGGCGUGGCCAUCUCUCGGGACCAACUCAGGCUAGCUGCGAAAACUUCAGAUCACCACCCCUUAACAUCUUCAUCAACACCACGAAAUUUUGAUGGAGCAUCAGCUGCCAUCUCCCCAAAGAAGCGCAAGUUGGCGAGUGUGCCUCCUCUUGAAAUUAAAUCUAGCAGGCCAGCAAAGGAGGAAAAGCCAGUAAAGAAGAAGAAAAAGGCAAAAAAGACGGACGACUUUUCCGAUUUAUUCAGUUCCCUCAUGUAGACAUUCACAUAACAAAGAUUCCCCAAUGAUACCAAACAAUACAUCAUAUAGAGAUAAGAGUCGUA